Molecule: messenger RNA, 7412 nt
Organism: Silurus meridionalis
Lineage: Eukaryota; Metazoa; Chordata; Actinopteri; Siluriformes; Siluridae
Product: multiple PDZ domain protein
Exons: 50
Coding region: 163-6270 (2035 amino acids)
Molecular function (GO): protein binding
Source: RefSeq, a predicted model, not a curated record
UUGACUGACCGUCUCUCCAUCGCCCAUCUUUAAACCGAUCCCGUUAACCGGAGAGCCGCGUCUCUGUGUCCGUCCCGUCCCGUGCUGCUGCUGCUGCUGCUAUAAAGUAUUAGAACGGAUUCAACUCUCGGGUGUCUUUUUUAAAGAUUGAAGACGAAAAGGAUGAUUGAAACAAUCGAUACGCAGCAUUGUCUGCAGGCAGUGGAACGACUGCAGGCUCGUCUGAAGGAGAGAGGAGGUGAUGUGCCUUCUGAUGAGAAGCUGAACCUGCUCAAAUCUGUCCUGCAAAGCCCUCUGUUCCACCAGAUCCUUGCCCUCCAGAGAUCAAUACAACAUCUUAAGGAACAGCCUUCGUGUGCAAACUCAGAUUAUAAUGGAGGGUAUGUUGACCUGGCUCAGAUUAAUGGACGAACCUCAUCAGAGGAGCACGAACGCAUCAUCCGUACCAUGGCUCAGGGUCGCUAUGUAAUCCAUACUGACUUGGUGAAACCAGUAUCAGGAGGCCUGGGCUUCAGUGUGGUAGGACUGCGAAAUGAGAACCGUGGAGAACUCGGCAUUUUCGUCCAGGAAAUCCAGGCAGGGAGCGUUGCAUACUGCGAUGGGAAGCUGAAGGAAGGAGAUCAGAUCCUGGCGAUAAAUGGACAGCCACUGGACCAGAACAUCAGCCAUCAGCAGGCAAUUGUGCUGCUGCAAAGAGCAUCUGAGCAUGUACAGAUUACGGUCGCCCGAGGGGCAAUUCCUCAGCUUUCCAGCCCAGUGGUGUCCAGAACACCCAGUGCUGCUAGUACACUGUCUGCACAUUCGAGUGGGACUCACUGGACACAGGUGGAGACUAUAGAGCUAGUCAAUGAUGGCACUGGUCUGGGAUUUGGCAUCGUUGGGGGUAAAAAUGCAGGUGUCAUUGUCAAGACUAUUUUACCUGGUGGUAUUGCUGAUAAGGAUGGUCGCUUGCGCAGUGGUGAUCACAUCCUGCGUAUUGGGGACACUGACCUGUUCGGUUUGGGCAGUGAGCAGGUUGCCCAGGUGCUGCGACAGUGUGGAAACAGAGUCAAACUGCUCAUCACCAGAGCAACUGUAGAUGAGGCCUCUCCUGUGCCUGUAGCCCUGCCAACAGUUACUGAGCAACAGGACCAUGAGGAAGAGGAGCAGGAUGCGUUCGAUGUGAGUCUGACGAAGAACACGCAAGGUCUCGGUAUCACCAUUGCAGGGUACAUAGGAGACAAGAACUCUGAAGCCUCUGGGAUCUUUGUGAAGAGCAUCACCGCUGGAAGUACUGUGGAGCAGGAUGGUCGCAUUCAUGUUGGAGACCAGAUCAUAGCUGUCGAUGGUGUGAACAUACAGAGCUACACCAAUCAGCAGGCAGUGGAGCUCCUACGCCACACCGGUCAAACAGUCCACCUCAAACUUGUCCGCCACGGCUUUAGACCAGAAGACACUCUUCUGCCGAGCAUGGCUGUGAGCAGUGAAGCCAAACCAAGACAGGAGAGUGAAUCCUUGGGCAGCAUGAAUGACCCUAUGGAAACCUCCAGCCGUGUGGUUGCUGCAGCUGUUUUGCCGUGUGCGUCUGAACAAAAUAAAGGCUUCAGAUUAAAUGACGAUGAGGAAGAGGAGCUGAGGAAGGAAUGGCAAAAUGCUGUCGGUCCCAGCAAUGAAGUUAUAGUGGUACAGGUAGAGAAAUGUACUGAAAGCAGUGGACUAGGAAUCAGUCUGGAAGCAAGCGCUGGUCACCACUACAUAUGCUCGGUUUUACCCGAGGGACCUGUGGGACGUUCUGGAAAAUUCUUCAGUGGCGAUGAACUACUGGAGGUGAAUGGUAAACCUCUUAGAGGUGAGACACAUAAAGAAGUGGUGGGCAUUCUGAAGGAGCUGCCUGUGUACGUGCACAUGGUCUGCUGUAGGCCCGCUCCUUUGCCCUCUACGGACGCUCAAACCGAUCAACCUGAGCUGGAAGAAAUAUCUACAAAGUCAAUAGAAAAGGACUUUGAUGAUGUUGAGGACUUCCUCAUGCCUGGUGAAUCAGAGACAAGCCCAAGAAAUACCAUGCCAGAAAAUACUGGGGGAACUUCAUUAGCGAUGUGGGAGUCAGAGAUUCAAGACAUCGAGCUGGAGAAAGGAGAACGUGGACUGGGUUUUAGCAUCCUAGACUACCAGGACCCUAUGGACCCAGCUAAGACCGUCAUCGUGAUCCGAUCUCUGGUGCCUGAAGGUGUGGCUGAACUUGACGGACGUUUGUUGCCAGGAGACCGGCUGAUGUAUGUCAACAGCAUGAAUCUUGAGAGUGCUACUCUGGAGGAGGCAGUACAGGCGCUAAAGGGGGCCAGCUUAGGCACAGUCCACAUCGGAGUAGCCAAACCACUACCUACUCUCAUUCUCUCAAGGACUAUGCAACUGACUCCCUCCUCCAUCUUCUCGGCUCUGUCGCGGAUGAAGAGAGAUGAGGAGGAGGAGGAGGAGGAGGAGGAAGAAGUCUUAUUCCGCGCUGUGCCAGUACUGAUCGACACCAGCGAUGCGGACUUGUCCGGCGAGAAGUUCGAUCGUCCUUACGACAGCGAGGAAGACGACACGUUCCAGGCGUCUAUGAUCGCUCUACAUGGAAGCACCUGCAGUGGAGAUCUCGCCUCUCAGACGGCUGUACAAGCCUCCACUCCUCAGAGAAACGCUCACCUGGAUUCGUUCAUGGAAUACCCUUUUAUGGCGGUGUCUGAAAUCAGAGAGAAAUUUCCUCCCAUGGAUGAGGAGGAAACAUCUGUACGGCUUAAAGCAGGGACUGGAAGACUUGGUUCCACUCCCUCCAAUCUAUUUAUGGAACACGAUUCGGAGAAAAUAGACCCAGUGGACCCACUGAUGUCUAAAGCCGGGCUUUGCAGCGCAAACCCUGUUUCCACUUGUACAGAAGAGAAUCUCAUAACAACAUUAUACAGAGAGACAGAGAGACCAAUCCUGCCAGAGAUCCGAGGGCGAGCGCAUGACGGUUGUUAUGUUGCUGCUUCUCAAGAGGAGGAGGAUGAUUUCCCAAUGGAUAAAACUCCAGAAGAAGAAACCGAUCAACAAGAAAUGACUCCAGGGAGCAAUUUUGAGAGGACCAUCACCGUUGUCAAGGGCAACUCAAGUUUAGGUAUGACAGUGAGCGCGGUGAAGGAUGGUGUGGGAAUGCUGAUCCGCAGUAUCAUUCACGGCGGGGCCAUAAGCAGAGAUGGACGUUUAGGUGUCGGAGACCUCAUUCUCGCCAUCAACGGUGAAUCGACCGGGAACCUAAACAACGCGCAGGCACGCGCCAUGUUGCGCAGACACUCACUCAUUGGAUCUGACAUGGGAUCAUCACUCGCUCCGGAAGAGGAGCUCUGCCCUUUUUAUAUCAUUACCUAUGUACCAGUUGAGUAUUUAGAGGACUACAAGGCUCUUAAGCAGGCCAAGGAUGAUGCCGUUGCUGUGGAUACAUUAAGCACACCAGGGUCUUUAAGUGAGCUUCCUGAGAGGGAGGACGGUGAAGGGGAGGAAAGCGUUCUACAAACAGCAAACUUCAGCAGCUGGAACCAACCGAGGAAGGUGGAGCUCUACAGGGAGCCAGGAAAAUCUCUGGGUAUCAGCAUUGUCGGUGGCCGGGGCAUGGGCAGUCGUCUGAGCAAUGGUGAAGUGAUGCGUGGCAUCUUCAUCAAGCAUAUCCUUGAAGACAGCCCUGCAGGACGCAACGGAACUCUGAAAACUGGAGACAGAAUUGUACAGGUGGACGGUGUGGAUCUGCUAGAUGCCAGUCAUGAGCAAGCUGUAGAAGCCAUUCGUAAAGCUGGCAACCCUGUUGUAUUUCUGGUGCAGAGCAUUAUCCACAGGCCUAGGAAGCCACCUGUUCCUUUUCUGCAGCUAAACAGCAGCUCUAAUGCAGCAGGCGGCUUUAUAAACACCCCUCCGCAGACAUCGGCAGCCGACUCCGUCGAGGGCAGAACAGCGCGAUUCUCGAACCCCAAUAACAAGGAUGUUGAGAGUCAAAGUAGGCUUUUCCUCCGUCUCUCCCCAACUAACCCUUUCACCCCUACUCCAUUUAAGCUGAAUCGAGAGCCAGGGAAAAUUUCUCCGACGAUGCCAUUUCUCUCGGUGCCACGCAUAGGCGAGACAGACACGGACACGCUGACCGAGAUCCCUGAUCAUAACAAGCUUCCUCAUGACACAGUGGAGGAAGAGGAAGAUGAGUUUGGCUACACUUGGAAAAAGGUGGUCGAGCGUUAUGGGAGACUGCCUGGUGUGUUGCAUAUGAUCGAGCUGGAGAAGGGCAUGAGUGGUUUAGGCCUGAGUCUGGCAGGGAACAGGGAUCGCUUAAGGAUGAGUGUCUUCGUGGUAGGCAUCGAUCCCAAUGGAGCAGCCGGAAGAGAUGGACGCAUCAUUAUAGGAGAUGAGCUUCUGGAGAUCAAUGGUCAGAUUCUGUAUGGGCGCUCCCAUCAGAAUGCCUCGUCCAUCAUCAAGAGCGCACCAUCCAAAGUCAAAAUCAUCUUCAUUAGAAAUACAGAGUCUCUCACCCAGAUGGCUGUCAUGCCAACAAAAGAACUAGCAGACAUCCUAGACACACAACCAGAGGAAGACGGAGGGCUGGUGUUUAGUGAGGAGGACAAGAAUGGCAUGAUCAUUCAGGAUGUUAUAGAAGACGGAGCAGCUGCAAUGGAGGGUAAUACCCAGCCAGGAGACAGAGUGAUGGUAGUAGACAAUGAAGUGUCGCAGGGCCUCUCUGUAGAGAAGGUAACAUCACUACUGAGCAAAGCAAAGAGCUCAGGGAAGCUCACUCUCUGUACAGAAAGCCACGCCCUAAUAUCAGCCAGUCAGACACGGAGACUAUCAGACCCAGGGGUGGUCACUAGCAUACCACUGUCCUUGACACCACCAGAAAUGGAAUCAAUCAAGAGUUCCAGCCGAUCAUCAACCCCUGCGACCUUGGCUUCCGAUCCCGUGACCUGCCCCAUAAUCCCUGGUUGUGAGACUACCAUUGACAUUUCUAAAGGACGAACAGGACUCGGCCUUAGCAUUGUGGGUGGCUGUGACACACUGCUGGGCGCUAUAAUAAUUCAUGAGGUGUAUGAGGAAGGUGCUGCUGCUAAAGAUGGAAGACUCUGGGCAGGAGAUCAGAUUCUAGAGGUGAACGGUAUUGACCUGCGUACAGCAUCCCAUGAUGAAGCAAUAAAUGUAUUGAGGCAGACUCCACAGCGAGUGUGUCUGACUGUGUUCCGUGAUGAAGCGCAGUAUAAAGAGGAAGAGCUGUGGGAUGUUCUGUCAGUGGAGCUGCAGAAGAAACCAGGCCAAGGCCUUGGACUUAGUAUCGUUGGAAGAAGGAAUGAUACCGGUGUGUUUGUGUCGGACAUUGUGAAGGGAGGCAUCGUGGAGAGUGAUGGCCGGCUCUUGCAGGGAGAUCAGAUUUUGUCUGUUAAUGGUGAAGAUGUUCGCAUAGCAACACAGGAGUCCGUUGCCGCCCUGCUGAAGUGUUGUGUCGGCCCAAUCACACUGGAGGUGGCUCGCUUUAAGGCAGGGCCGUUCCACUCAGAGAGACGCCUGUCUCAGGGCAGUCAGAUCAGCGAAGGUGGAAGCUUUAAAGCCAGCCAGCUGUCUUUCACUGGUUCUGGCAAAUCACAAGAAGACUAUGAGGACAACUUCAGAAGUCAGGAAUCACUGGACCAAGACUUCCGAACUCUGGAGCUCUGCAAGAGUCCCUCUGAGUCCCUAGGAAUAAGCAUAGCAGGCGGAGUGGGCAGUCCUCUGGGUGAUGUGCCUAUCUUCAUCGCCAUGAUGAACCCAGCUGGUUUGGCUGCACAGACACAGAAACUCAGAGUUGGCGACAGGAUCAUAUCAAUCUGUGACACAUCUACAGAAGGCAUGGCCCAUAGCCAAGCUGUGUCACUGUUAAAAACCACCACUGGAACCAUACGCCUGCAGGUCGUCGGAGGUGAUACCACAGUAACAGGUCCUGCUCUAGAUCAAACAUCUGGACUCACCAGCAGCAGCAUCUUCCAUGAUGACCUGGGUCCUCCUCAGUGUAAGACUAUUAGUCUGGAAAGAGGGCCAGACGGCUUGGGCUUCAGUAUAGUGGGAGGAUUCGGCAGCCCCCAUGGCGAUCUGCCCAUCUAUGUGAAAACUGUUUUUGGGAAGGGUGCAGCCGCAGAGGACGGGCGUCUAAAACGCGGCGAUCAGAUAGUCGCAGUCAACGGGCAGAGUUUAGAGGGCGUCACGCACGAGGAGGCUGUCGGUAUUUUAAAAAAAACCAAAGGAACGAUCACACUCACUAUACUCUCAUAGAGAACCGCAUUUACAAUAUCGUAUAAAAAAAAAAAAAAACACUGGGCUUGACGUUAUACACUGUGACCUUCGAACAAUAUUGUAAAUAUCCAGUAGAAAAACAUGAUGAUCUUCCAUCGUUAUUUAUGCUUUGACUAAUACAACAGACGCUGUUCUUUACUUUCACACCGUCUGGAAAUGAAUGGAGAGGGAGUGAGUUAUGAACACGUGAAUUAAUGAGAAGAAAUGAGUUUUUAGUAACAGCAGAUGAUAAAGAACGUCUUCCCAUUAUCUAGUUAGCUUUAACAAGCAGUUUCUACCUGAGCAGCUUCGCCUGAUCUAGUUUUUUUUUUUAUUAGACUGCAGUUUAUGGCAGUUUAACCAGAACUAUUUUUAUUCUUCAAAUAACACUGCAGGCAACGGUUUCAAUCCCAGACAGGAAAAAUGUAAACUACAUUCUUACAGCUUGUAUUACUGAUCAUGUGAAGAGAUGAUCUACACUGUGUGUUAUUUAUAAAAUCUGGACUCUCUCUCUCCGAUCUCUUUCAUAUUUACAUUGAGCAAGUUUGAGAAGUCUAGCUGUUUAUUUACACCGUGUCUUUAUAUAGUGCUAAUCAAAGUAUUUUGUGGAUUGGAGUUUUCAAAUGUGAAGGAAACAUAUAUUCAGUAGAUCAUAUAUCUAUCUUGUAAGCAUUUUACGCAGUUUUACCAAUUGAGAGUUUACACACACACACACACAUGCUCACGCAUGUAAUAAGCAGUUCUAAAAUGAGUUAUUUUGUUUCUGAAGAUAAUAAAGAAAAAUGACCACCAAUUAAUCCUAUUAUUUUUUAUCCCAUAUGAUAAAACAGGCAAGACAUUCUGUUUUACAAAAUUCCCUUUAUUUAACAAAAACUUUCAAACAACUCUCAAAUGCCUAUAUGCAUGGAUAACGGAGGUGUUCCAGGAUUUCAGUUUAAUGGAUUGAUAAACAGCCUAACAGUCCUUCAACUUUAAUGAUGAAAGAAAUUCUUUAAAAGUCAAUGCACGGCUCCCAACAGUCCACCAGGGGGCAGAGCAGAAUUGUCUGGUCAUGAAUGAAAUACUAGUGUACAUAAAUGUACUUGUACAUGUCCCUGUUGCAGCUUGUCAUACACACACACACACACACACACACACACACA